Athalia rosae (coleseed sawfly) is the source of this 6083-nucleotide messenger RNA. RefSeq lists its product as uncharacterized. The transcript is spliced from 4 exons. The record is from RefSeq and is a predicted model, not a curated record. Bases 2623 to 5157 code for a protein of 844 amino acids. Lineage: Eukaryota; Metazoa; Arthropoda; Insecta; Hymenoptera; Athaliidae.
ACCUUCUUCUUGUAUGACAAUGGGUAGGGCAGACCUCACCCCUUUCGGAAAUGUUCCUUCCGGAGCAGUCUGAAGACGAGAUUUUAUUACAUCGGCUGGCAUUCCAACCGACCAGUUAGCUAUUCCUGCAGCACCCCCAGCUACGAGAGAAAUCCACAUCGCGUUCUGGAAUUAUAAUUUUCGUUAUUUUAUCAUCAUUUGAUGGACUGAGUCGAAACUUUGAACAAAGGCUCAACCCACUUCGGACCCGUACAUGCUCUGAAGUGUCCGCGUAAGGACCUCAUAGGUGUAAAAAUACAUUCCUGCGGCAGGAACGUCACGUAAAAGCGUCGCACAAGUGCCAACUCUGCAUCUGAAGUAGGCAUUUUAUCCGCUCUCCCGGUGCCAUCACGAAAGAUGUGCACAUGCCGCUAAAAGCUCCAGCUAAAAAUUGCUGUGAAUCCGUUAAUUUCUGUUGCCCAGGUCUGGCCACGAGCCUCUUGCCCAGUCCAAAACCGAAAAAGCUAACUGCAAAUAUCGGGGUGAUCGCCACUAAUGGCGCAGUGACUCCCUGAAAACAAUUCGGGAUAUUCGACUACAAAAGGGAUAAUUUAAUACGGGGUCGAGAGAAUUAGCUGCGCCUUUCACUUUAUACAAUCCCAUGGGACCUUCUCUGAUUACAAUUUUUUUCACCGCAUCCAAAGUUCCCAAAUAUUCGCCUGGCAUUGUUUGGAGUCGGACUUUCACCGUGUCCAAAGGGUGUCCGGUUAUCACCGUGCAUAUUCCCCCGAAUCCACCCGCUGGGGUGAUUGAUAUAAAUCAGAGGGGGGACGUAAUGUUUAAUUAAAAUUGUUUUUUAAUUCGGUAUUGCUGAAAUUACCCAACAGAUAUUUCAAGGGACUUUCUUCCUCGGACAUAAUAGCUCCUUUUCACUUCGUCGACGUAGAAACUGCAAGUCUAGUGAGCCAAAAUGUUCGUCUGCGACCAUCCGUAGAUCACUCUUUCCGGUAACAGAGGAUUAUUUUUUCCCUGGCCAGUGUAAUUGUGGGGUUUUUUCUCUGGCAUUUGACAAACGGCGUUCCCAAUUUUGCUUCAGAUUUGCUUCCCUCGGAUAUUUUUCUCGUGAUUUAAUGUGGGGUUAAGAUGGAACAAAGAACUGAGCGUCCCUAGAACAAAUAAUUGAAAGUACGCCACCUCUUGACCGAGUGUGAUUAAAAUCUUUGAGAAGUGACAAUAGUUGCUGCAAAUACAGUGCUCCCGCAAAAUGUUCAUUCAUAUUAUUCAUGCGUCGACAAUUAUGCGAAGCAGAUAGCACAUUAAAAUACGCAUCGUUAUCUCUUCUACAGAAGUACUGGCAUACUGAUCCCUAGAGUUCGAAGCAAGAGAGCUUAAAGAAUAGAUAGUUGCAUGGGGCAUUGCCGGCGAAUGGAUAAAAUUUAUGUUAUCUCCAACUACGACAGAACCCUCGAAGUCGGUGGUCAUUGGAAGGCAAAGUAAAACCUUGCUGCAGAAGUUACCAGAAAUAUUGCCGAUCUAAUCGAACUUGCUCGAAUUCUGCCGACCGUACACGAAGGAUUUGAAGAUUAAACAGGGAUGAAUGCUGCCACUGAUGACCACACGUGUGAAGAGCCAUGUGAAACCGUGGUGAAACCAUUGCCCAUGAGAUUUCUCGGUAUUUUUUCUUUUUGUUUACACAUCGUGUAUAACCAAUUUCUUUGUUUUGACUGAUCAGAGAUGCGAGUCGAUCAGAUUUUAGACUAUGAUGACGAAUGUUAUUGCAGUGUAGCUAUCAACGUGAACACUUAACUACAUUUAUAUUUACAAAUCUCGGUAACUCAGGUGACUUUUACUUUUAUUACAUGUAUAUUAGAGUGAUCAUGGAUAUCCCGAAUUAUCGAUCAUAGUUACGCUGGUAACGCAACAUUUAAAAUCGUCAAGAAUUGACAAUAGCAGAUUUCCGUUGCGGUGAGGCUAUUUCGGCCGUAUUUAACGUCAACAAAUACCCGGGGUGAUAUGAAGACUCGGAAGAAAUCGUCGGAACGUCAUAAAUUCAACAACGAUUCUCUCAAACGGUGGCUACUCAAGAUCGGCCGAAAACGACGUAAAGGUUUACUGCAAAAGGUACGAUAUUCGAAACUGAUUUCGAGUUUCUAAUUUGUCGUUUCUGUGUACAAUGGAAUUCAUCUUCAUAGCCCCCUGAAAAGCAUUUUGAAUCCCCUCUGACCGCCGACCGAGGCUAACCAAUCCGUGAGUUGAUCUGUUUUUUUACGAGUUGGGUUAUGCACUAAUCUUUAUGUGUUUGUAAUAAGCUAUAGCUAAGUGUGCAACGAGAGUUACCAAACGUUGAAGGAUCUGUUAAGUUAGUUUUGGUCCAAACUGUGCCCCGUUUUAAUCAGACGACCGGCUCAUAAUCGGCAAUAUUUCUUCAGGAUAUUGUAAUGAACUACUCUAGGAUUAUUUAUUGCAUUUUUUUUUUUUUUAGUCGGAAUAAUGUUGUUUCAAUAGUUCUCCUAAACCCAUAAUCCGCAGUAUCUCUCACCCUAAACGUGCAUAUGAUAUUAUUUCGUAUGAAAAGAUAUUACGACCGAUUCCUAACUGCGCCGAGAGUGGUCAAGUAUCAAGCAAAGCGCUGACUGUGGAAAUAUGAUGUUCUUUAUUAAAUACAAAUAUAUCUAUAUAUAUAGUGAUACACAAUUCGUUAUCGAGCGCAACAUAAUUCUUUGCUCGUCUUGUUGUAAUAUAGUAGCUAUAACCAUCAAAGGACUGUUCAAAGAUAUCUUGUUUAAGGCGCAGUUGGUUGGGCUGGAAAUCCCCGAAACGUCGGUGCGUGCGGGCCUCGUGCAGAUUUCUACCCAUUGUUCUAUUCGGUUGAAUAGAAUACCUGCGAAUAAGACACCUCCCAUUCGUCAUUCAAAAGUCAAAGAGUCCGGAACAGAGAGAAGUCAAAGCCAUCGUCGAUUAGCGUAUAACAGACCUAGCAGCUCCUUGAAAAAAUCUCAACAUCGACCAUACAGAGAUGCCACGGUAGUUAGUCCGAUUUUGAAAAACUCCGAUUUACAAAACAACUCAUCAAUUUCGACACAGUUGUCGGAAUUCCCUACUACCACCGACAGAUCACCACAUCUGAAGGACGAAACGUCCGUUGGAUCGAAGAUGGACAUCCAUCGCAAAGAUUCUACUUCUGGGCAACAUCGGCCGACUUUAGAAUUAGAACGCAUCUUUUACAAAGACGAAAAUACAUCCCAUCAUCCAGGAAAAGCUGAUGACCAAAUUCAUAUUCAUGGAUCCAAUAAACCCGGUGGGCAGCGGAGAAGUCGAUCAAAAGAGAAAUGGACAUCGAAGCAUCGCCGACUCGAUAGCGAAAAUCAAAGUGACAUCGCUUGGCGGUUGAUUCCCAUCGAUGAACAGUGUGUCCGAAAACCCCCUGAUACGAAUAUUUUGCGAUGGACAAGGCUGAUAAAACGAAAAGAGAAACUUUCGCAGAAAUAUCUCGAAAUUUUCGGAGAAGGCAAGUUGUCUAGGUCCGAUUCUUCUGAUAUGUCGAUAUCCUUGACGGAGUCAAGUGAUCGAAACCCAGAUAGCAGUGAUCUCGGCAGUGACAAGUCCUGCUAUAUUGCCGAAAUUCAAAUUCAUAAAAUUCACGAAAUCCCGGAAAAUCGCAAAUCUCCGAUUCUUGGUUCUAGAAGCAAGAGAGUAAAUUUACUAAAGAAUAUCAGAACUAUCCAAGGUAUAAAGGAUAAAGAAAAUUCAAAAACCGAGGUCACCGAGAAAGAAUCGUUAGUAGUCCAAAAUCGAAUGCUGAUUCAAAGUGCUGGGGAUGAAAUUUUUCCUACAACAGAUGAUCGAUGUAACACUAUUAGUCCAGUGUUGACAUUCAGUUCGUGUUUUCCACUAAAGUCUCCCAACCCAGUCGACAUCGAAGUUGCAAAAAUUCACUUAGUUGAGAUCUCCCAAAAGAAAUUGGGGCACGUUCAAGAUCAAGCCCUGCUUCAAAGUUCUCAGGACAAAAUUUUCCCUAUUACUGAUCAUCAAUCUAACACUCGUGAUCUAGAGUUAACGUCUCAGACUUACAACUCUGAUGCAGUUAAUCAGAACUCUGAUAAGGGCAUCAAUUGUGAGCCUUUAACUACUUUGGAAUUGAAUACAGAAACUUUUUCUGUAGAUCCUAAAAAGAUCAUGGAAUCUUUAAGCAAGAGUAAAAUAACAAAUAGCGAUAUGGGCAGGUGUAAUGACAGUGAUGUGUUAACCAGUUCAAUGGAAUCAAUCUCUGAAAAAGAUAUCGAACGUACCGAUGAACUCAGUCCUAAUUCGAAGACUUGCAAAGAUGCAGAAGCUACAAACUCUCUUUUGGCAAUGACAACAUGCCAAUUAUCAAAGUUGCUCACUGGAUGGGGAAUAUCCCAUGUGAGCAGCCGACUCUUGGAGGCAACGGAUGUUAUCUAUCUGACUUUACUUGGUCGUCGCAGACUUAUUGAACGUCAACAGGCAGCCAAUCAACUAGCGGUAAGAAAGAAUCGGAAGAAAGAGCUUCUGACAGCAGCGCACGAGUUUGAGUCACACGUUCUAAAAUUUCUAGAGGAGUUCAUGUAUCUUUAUCAAAAAUUGGGUACCCGAUCUCGCGUACUACAAUUCAUCAUGUUAGGUUUGGAGAACCGAACACCGGCAGGUUCUGAACCUUUUUCUAAAUCAGAACUGGAUUUCCUUAUAACUGCAGCAAACAUUGAUGAUUUUACAAAUUGUGAGGAGCAGGUUUCACUCACAGGGAUGAAAUCUUUGCCACGGAAUGAAGAACCUCGACAAAAAGUUAUCUGCGAAAUCGAUCUAACUAUCGAUGAGCCUGAUCAAGCGGGCACCAUAGAUUUGAUAUGUGACAGUAGUACAGACCCACAAGGGCAUUGCAAGGUGAAGAGUGGCUAUGAUCUCAACGCUAACAAAUUGCCCCUACAACUACCGAACAUUGCUGAAGUUAAAUCUAUAUCACACCAGCAGUUUGAAACCCUAAAUGAAAAAGAGAAGAUAAAGUUUCCAUGCUGCAUCUGUAGAAAGGAAAGCACUGUAUCAUGUGGACAGUGUGCUAAAACAAACUAUUGCAAUGAAGAUUGUCAGAGAAUGCAUUGGGAAGUAGUUCACCACACAACUUGUGUGCCGCGAUCAGGUGUUAUCCGCUUUACGGAAUAAAACCACGGAAAAGGAGCGAGCGCAUGCCAGAAAAUUAAUCUUAUUUCAUGUUUGUUAGAUGUACGCAACCUGUAAAAAUGUAUAUUCGUAUCAGUAUUAUUCGUUUAAAUAACAUAAGUAUAAGGUACAGGCGUACGGUCCGAUAGCCCGUCGUCAACAUGGAGUUCAUGUUUUAAGAAUAAUUUUGGUAUCAUGUGUGAGCAGUUAUACAUUUUGUACACAAAUAAUCAUCGCUCGUUCCGAAAAAAGAGUUUCCUCGCUUUCGACUAUUGCUGCGGCCGUGAAGAGUGGAUGGAUUCUGCAUGGACCGCGGAUAUUCGUUGUUUAUGUCAUUUCCGGUCUGACGUCAUAUCCGUAUAGCGUAUGAAUAUGAUCUUUCAACAUCGUCGAUAACAUCGCAAUAAUAUAAUCAGUCAGAAUUGUGGUUCUAUGUGAAUGUAUACGUAAUAAUCCAUCUCAAACCCACCACAGAGGCGGAUGGGCAAUUGUAACACCAAAAGGCAAAAAUUUACACCGAAGGACAGACAGGAGAGGCAGACUCCCUAUGCGAGCCACGUUAGUAAAUAAACAGUUUUCUAACCUAAGUGCCACAAUAUGAAAACGUAUCAUUUGAAGCUUUUAAAUCUUCAAGUAUCUAACUCUUCUUGCCACAGCUAGUAAAAUAACCUGCAUCGUAGUAACCUGCAACUUUAACUCUUUUCGAUUUAACCCCUAAAGUUGAAGCCUAAUUUCAUGUGGUGAAACCUAACUUAUUCCUAAUCUAUUGAUAAUCGCGAUUAAGUCAACUUGCCAUGAUAGUCCAGCCUUGACAACGCCGGUAGCAGUAGGAGCUUCAGGUAUCUUAUAUUCGGUGGAAGCGGAGUGGCAAAUUCAGCAGCAUCUGCUCGUAUUGAAACAUCGCAGCGAUCUCGUGCCUCUCGCCGAAC